AUCAUUAUCCGAAGGAUUAAAUAGAUUAAAUGACACUCGGGAAAUGAUUAAUUUAUAGUUAAAAGGACAGAGAAGGUGGGAAGGUGGUGAGAGGGAUUUAAUGGGUGUCGAGAGAGAUUGAUCUGAGUCUCUGUGUAUUCUAGUGUGUGACUUUGUGAGUCUGAUGCAAUGAAGUCCGUCGUUUAAGGAGAGAUUUGGCGACGUAAAAGAAGCUUUGCUUUGUUUGAUGAGAGAGAGAGAGAGAGAGAGAGACAGUGAGUUUCUGAGGAGGAGACGGUUGUUACAAGCAAGCAAGCAAGAAGAAGAAAGACGUGUACAAUUCUGAGCUGACAAUCCAAAAGUUUGGACUUAAUUGGACACCUGGUUGCUGAUUGGUGGACAAUUCAAGUAAAAGUUCAGGACUUUCUCUUUUAACAUAUCUGAAUAUAACUACUAAGUUUCAACUCUUCAAUUUGUCAACAAGCUGAAUAGUUGUUUAAGACUAUGCAGAGUUUGAAUAGUAAAACCUCCUGUAGUUCUGCCCACUCGACAUCUUCAUUCAUUGUUGGAUCCUCUUCAUGGGAUAAUUCUGUUGAAACUCACACUCUACAGUCAUCUAUAUCGAAAAGUGUAAUCUUGAAGAUGGGUGUGCCACUACAACAUUGUCGGAACACCACGAAAUUUGGAAUACACCUUCAAGAUCAGGAUUCAUCCUCAACUCAAUCCACUGGUCAAUCGCGCUCUGAAUUGGCUAGUUUGAAAGAAGGCAACCCUUGUGGGCAAGGCGUAGUUUCAGGAUAUAAUGAAACACAGGGGAGGCCUGUUGGGGGCCACAAGAAAUCUCUCUCCUCAAUCACAAGUCAGGAACUUGUCUUCCCUUCACAGCUUGAUUUUAGCCAUUCCAUGGCUCAUGUUCCAUUCCACUGUGCUGAACCAUACUUUGGUGGCUUACUUGCUGCUUAUGGGCCACAAGCUAUGUUUCAUCAUCCCCAGAUGAUGGGGAUUUCUCCUGGUCGGGUUCCUUUGCCUCUUGAUCUCACAGAAAAUGAACCGAUUUAUGUAAACGCAAAACAGUACCGCGCAAUUCUGAGGCGGAGGCAAUUUCGUGCCAAGCUUGAAGCUCAAAACAAGCUUACCAAAGUUCGGAAGCCGUAUCUUCAUGAAUCUCGACAUGUUCAUGCAUUAAAGAGGGCUAGGGGAUCUGGUGGGCGCUUUCUCAACAUGAAAAAGCUCCAAGAUUCUAAGCCUAACUCCACAAGCCAUAGAGUGGAUGCUUCAGGUUCUGCUCAGCUACAUUUGACCGGAAAUAUGUCAGAAUCUGAUGUUCAUGAGGCUGACAACUUUCGAGAUGGUGCUUCCGCAACCUCUUGCUCCGACGUCACUAGCACCUCUAACAGUGACGACAUCUUUCCACGGCAAGAUUUCAGGUUCUCUGGCUACCCGUCUCACAUUGGUUGGACGCUGCAAGUUCCGCUAGUUGAUGUGCGUGGUGGUGGAAACCAGCACCAUGUUUCCUUCUUCCGGUGAACAGUCAACUCAGCAGUCUGUAUUCCGACAUUCUGUUGGAGAAUACAGCUGCUAGUGUUGUUCCCUUUCCCUUUGGAAAGUCAUCCUUGGCUCAUUCAAGUUACUCUUCUACUGUUUCUUUAUCGUCAGUGUUAACCUGUGCUGGCGAUGGUUUAACCCUUUUUCAAGCAAUGCAAGCAUGCUUGAAGAACCGAUGGUUAACUGGUACAUUGUGACAAAGAACAUGAUUUUUCUUGCAUGGUGAUGAAUAAUCUGUUCUUGUGCAUACAAUUGACAUACGGUUGAAGAAGUUUAUGUAUGCAAUGAUAUUCAAUUUGUGUAUUCGUGCAAAGAAUAGUAAUGACUCGGUUUAAAUUUGUGCUGAAGAGCAAACAGCCACUUUGAUCAAUGAAAUGAAUAAUUAGUGAGAGGCCUCACUUUGUAUGCUUUUUUUUAA
Molecule: messenger RNA, 1942 nt
Organism: Rosa rugosa (rugosa rose)
Lineage: Eukaryota; Viridiplantae; Streptophyta; Magnoliopsida; Rosales; Rosaceae
Product: nuclear transcription factor Y subunit A-3-like
Exons: 6
Coding region: 484-1506 (340 amino acids)
Biological process (GO): regulation of transcription by RNA polymerase II
Cellular component (GO): CCAAT-binding factor complex
Molecular function (GO): RNA polymerase II cis-regulatory region sequence-specific DNA binding; protein binding; DNA-binding transcription factor activity, RNA polymerase II-specific
Source: RefSeq, a predicted model, not a curated record